Ziziphus jujuba (common jujube) is the source of this 1468-nucleotide messenger RNA. Its product is annotated as tubulin alpha chain-like. The record is from RefSeq and is a predicted model, not a curated record. Lineage: Eukaryota; Viridiplantae; Streptophyta; Magnoliopsida; Rosales; Rhamnaceae. Bases 194 to 1468 code for a protein of 424 amino acids. Gene Ontology annotation, biological process: microtubule cytoskeleton organization; mitotic cell cycle. Gene Ontology annotation, cellular component: cytoplasm; microtubule. Gene Ontology annotation, molecular function: structural constituent of cytoskeleton; GTP binding. The transcript is spliced from 5 exons.
CCCACUCUCGAAGGAACAAAAACUCUCAAAUCCAUCUCAGAGCCCAGAAAAACAGAGGGGUUUCUAAAGAAGGCGUCUUGAUAAACGCCUUCGUCUAAAAUUUUCCCUUUGAAAUUCCUCACUUUCUUUCUUUCUUUCUGAACCGUUCAUUUUCAAAUUUUCUUUGUUUCUCUUCGUGUUUCAAUCUGCGAAAAUGAGAGAGUGCAUUUCGAUCCACAUCGGUCAGGCCGGUAUCCAGGUCGGCAAUGCCUGCUGGGAACUUUACUGCCUCGAGCACGGUAUCCAGCCUGAUGGCCAAAUGCCUAGUGACAAGACUGUUGGCGGAGGAGACGAUGCCUUCAACACCUUUUUCAGUGAAACUGGUGCAGGGAAGCACGUCCCUCGCGCUGUUUUUGUUGAUCUUGAGCCCACUGUCAUUGAUGAAGUGAGGACCGGAACUUACCGCCAGCUCUUCCACCCAGAACAGCUCAUCAGUGGCAAGGAAGAUGCUGCCAACAACUUUGCCCGUGGCCACUAUACCAUUGGUAAGGAGAUUGUUGAUCUCUGCUUGGACCGCAUCCGUAAGCUUGCUGACAACUGUACCGGCCUUCAAGGAUUCCUUGUCUUCAAUGCUGUUGGUGGUGGCACAGGUUCUGGUCUUGGAUCCCUUCUGUUGGAGCGUUUGUCAGUUGAUUAUGGCAAGAAAUCAAAGCUGGGUUUCACAGUUUACCCCUCACCACAAGUCUCAACCUCUGUUGUGGAGCCCUAUAACAGUGUUCUCUCAACCCAUUCCCUCCUGGAGCACACUGAUGUUGCUGUACUUCUUGACAACGAGGCCAUUUAUGAUAUUUGCAGGCGCUCCCUUGACAUUGAGAGACCCACUUACACCAACCUCAACCGUCUUGUCUCUCAGGUUAUUUCCUCCCUGACUGCCUCUUUGAGGUUUGAUGGUGCCCUCAAUGUGGAUGUGACAGAAUUCCAAACCAACUUGGUCCCCUAUCCCAGGAUCCACUUUAUGCUUUCAUCCUAUGCACCUGUCAUAUCUGCUGAGAAGGCCUACCAUGAGCAACUCUCCGUUGCUGAGAUCACAAACAGUGCCUUUGAGCCCUCAUCUAUGAUGGCCAAGUGUGAUCCUCGCCAUGGCAAAUAUAUGGCAUGCUGCCUGAUGUACCGUGGUGAUGUGGUGCCCAAGGAUGUGAAUGCUGCUGUUGCCACCAUCAAGACCAAGCGCACCAUCCAAUUUGUUGAUUGGUGCCCAACUGGUUUCAAGUGUGGUAUUAACUACCAGCCACCCACCGUUGUUCCUGGAGGUGACCUUGCCAAGGUACAGAGGGCUGUCUGCAUGAUCUCAAACUCUACAAGUGUGGCAGAGGUGAAGGAGAGUUUUCCGAAGCCCGUGAGGAUCUUGCUGCCCUUGAGAAGGAUUACGAAGAAGUUGGUGCAGAGUCUGCUGAGGGCGAAGAUGAUGAAGGGGAGGAGUACUAAAUGA